GUCAGAAGGUGUGCUAUGGGGACUUCAAAAAUUCAUGUUACAAGAUAGCAUAUUUCCAGGACUUGUCAAGGCGUGUGGGCUUUCAGGAGGCUCGCCAAGCUUGUGAAAUUGAUGGUGGGGCUUUACUGAGCUUGGAAAGUGAAGCUGAACAGCAGCUAAUAGAAAACAUGUUACAAAACCUCACUAAAUCAGGCUCUGGGAUUUCUGAUGGUGAUUUCUGGAUUGGGUUGUGGAGAAGUGGUGACGAACUAGCCACAACUGCUUGCCCUGACCUUUACAAAUGGGCUGAUGGAAGCAUUUCAUCAUUCAGGAAUUGGUAUACAGAUGAGCCUUCCUGUGGAAGUGAAGCCUGUGUUGUGAUGUAUCAUCAGCCAACUGCAAACCCUGGUCUGGGAGGGCCAUAUCUUUAUCAAUGGAAUGAUGAUAGAUGCAACAUGAAGCACAAUUUUAUCUGCAAGUAUGGCCCAGAUAAUGUCUUGGAAAAAGAAUUAGGAGACAGAGCAGAGCUAGAGUACGGUGUAUUUCCAACAGUGCCAGCUGCCAAUCCUUAUGAUGCAAACAAGCCAGAAGAUCACUAUCAUGUUAUUGCUACUGAAACAGGUAUAAUUCCAAACCUAAUAUAUGUUGUAAUACCCACUAUACCACUACUGCUGUUGAUAUUGGUGGCUUUUGGGACUUGCUGUUUCCAGAUGCUUCAUAAAAGGGAAGCAAGGAGAAACUGCUUCAAAGAUCCAUCUCCAUUAUCAUCUGAAUGCCUUGCAGAAAGUUUAAAUUCCAACCUGUAAAGGAAGAACAAAAACCAGUCCAAACCAGUCGACACUAUGGAUUUCAAAGACACCUAGAAAGGACAGCAGCAUGGAGGUAUAAUGAUUUAAUGACUGAAAAUGAAGCAAAAUUUAACAUUUUUGCAGACAAGCUGUAUUAUAGUGUCACCUCAGAACAUUAGCUUGGAAUGGCUUGAAAAUUGCAAAGGAUCAACAAGAUGAACUGUAAGCUCCCCCUUGAGGCAAAUGUUUGGAUCUUUUUUUUAUAUAUAUGAUGUUUGAUUAUUAAUUCAGUAACAAAAUAUGCCAUGCUAAAUAAAGGAUAAGUGUUUAUUUUGCUAAGAGACAUAAGUCAGCUAGUAGUAAUCAAUGAAAAGAACAGUGCAUUUGAAGUUUUUAU
Molecule: messenger RNA, 1164 nt
Organism: Tinamus guttatus (white-throated tinamou)
Lineage: Eukaryota; Metazoa; Chordata; Aves; Tinamiformes; Tinamidae
Source: RefSeq, a predicted model, not a curated record